Molecule: messenger RNA, 1944 nt
Organism: Talaromyces proteolyticus
Lineage: Eukaryota; Fungi; Ascomycota; Eurotiomycetes; Eurotiales; Trichocomaceae
Exons: 3
Coding region: 1-1944 (647 amino acids)
Biological process (GO): potassium ion transmembrane transport
Cellular component (GO): plasma membrane
Molecular function (GO): potassium ion transmembrane transporter activity
Source: RefSeq, a predicted model, not a curated record
AUGGGUUGCUGCGGAGACCGAGAGAAGAUCGGUCAGAUGAAGUUGGAGCAGACAUGGGACUACAUUAAUCUAAACGACUUUAAAAGUAGCUCCUGCUUCACAGGUUUCUCCUAUGUGAUGGUCUGGGUCUUCCUCAUCAUUUCGGUCGCUGUCUACGCUGUGGAUACGUUUACUGCCGUCAAUCUACUCGCUUUCUCGCGAUGGUCAAGUCAGAUCAAACCAAAGAUUCCUUUCAACAUUUCUCGCUGGAUUUUCGCCGGCUGCAUUAUCGCCUCGUUUGUGUUGCUGAUUUACCGCUGGAUACGGGCCAUCCGCGUGAUGCGAUCGGGCAGUAUCGCGGAGAGUUAUCUCGACCCACUGGCAGUGCGCGUACAAAGUAUUCGCGUCUUCAGCCAGUCAAAAGGCUACAGGCGAUUCCUCGUUUUUGCUGAAUUGACCAAGAGUAAGAAAGGCGCCGAUUACGUCGCGCUCUUUUCUUACUUCUCCUUUGAAGCCUGGCUGCGUAUCAUUUUCGCCGACGGACCCCGUCAAGUCCUCAAUGCCAUUACCCUCUACUCAGUGCUGCAGUUGAACCUGAUUCCUGAGGGCAACCAUGCGGCACCUGAAGGCACUUCGCCUGUAGCCCAAUUCUUCAUCAACAUCAAAGCAUUGGCAGAGAAGAACUAUCAACAAGCCGUGAUUUUGUUUGGUAUGCUUUUUACCUUGGUCAUCUGGGUAUUCGCUGCGCUCAGCUUGUUUGUAUCCGUUGUCCUCUAUCUCAUUUUCCUCUGGCAUCACAUUCCCACGGAAGAUGGGUCGCUGAAACGGUUCUGCCGGCGAAAGAUCAACACACGACUGGACCGUAUCGUUAGGAAGAAGACUGCUAAAGCUUUGGCCAAGGGCGGUCUUCAAUUGAAGGACCGAACGCCUACGAUGCCUUUGGGAGAGGGCGAAGAGAUGGGUCCUGUCAAGGUGGCACCCACAUUGCCCUCUCUUCAAGAAUACCCAGAGGACAAGAAACCUAUCGUCACCGUCGCGCCGCUCUCUCGACAGCAGACUCAAACUACGCUGCCGCCGUACAGUUCGCAAACGGCUUUGGUACCAGCUGAAGAAGAAUCGCAUCAGCAGCCUACACUACCGGAUCUCGGAGACGAUAGUCCCUGGUUGACAAGGACCAAUACCCAAAAUUCAGCAUUCGAUUCAACCGCUGAGCCAAUGGGAUACAGUCCUCUUGACCACAAGCAAUCGCAUGCGCCGCCCCCACCCAUGCCUCCAAUGCCGUUCAACCCGAACCAGGGCAGAUCAUAUUCCCCUGCUAUGAACCGACCCCCUACCGCUCAGGGUCGUCCAGGGCCAAUGACAGCAGAGAGUGUAGGCCGUCGAACACCGGGUCCUGGCUAUCCCCAACCUCCACCCUCGUCAAUGGGCCGUCGUACACCUGGCUUCGGGCAAGAUGACUACCGUAACGAUAUGCCAUUGCCUUCUGUGCCUGGAGGUAACGAGUCUUAUGACCGUCCCUUUUCGCCAGCGAACAAUCGACCAUACUCGCCAGCAAAUAACCCAUCUGGUCGUUCGCUCCCUCUGCUAAAUACAACCGUUCCUGCCCCAAGGACUGACCCUGUCAAUCGUAGCUACACUCCUGGCGGAGGCACGGCUUCACCACGUCCACAAAAUAACGGCGGUUAUACUGCAUUUAACCCAUUUGCUUCGUCGACGCCUGGCGAUGCUCGCUCUCAAAUACCUGUUUCUCAGACACCUGUCUCUCGUACACCUGGCCCCCCUACGCAACCGGUGAUCCGACCUUCUACGGCUGCGCCGACUCGCAACGCUCCCUACCAAGCCCAUGCCCCGAAUCUACGCGCAACAACUACGUCUCCAUCUCAUGGAUAUGGUCGACGGCCGCCUCGCGACCAGUCGCAUGAUGAGGAAGAAUAUGAUCCUCUGUCAUACUAUGGCAGUGCUUAA